AGUCGUUCUCUCUCUUUGGAGCAGAACUUACAUUUUCUAGUGCUAAAUUAAAAUCAUCUUUAAGAAUACGUGUCGUUAAGUUGAAAAACUUUCUAAAAAUUCACCACAUAUUCUUCUUCAUUCUUACGACCAUUCUUCGUUCAUUGAACUUGCCGAAACCAGUUGAUGUGCGUAAAAUUUGGAUGCUGCUUAUUUUGGAUGAAUAAAAAGAACUAUCGAAUUCACGAAGAAGUUUAGUUGGUGCUGUUUCAGCUGCAAAGAUGCAUCUCUUUGGUAUUUUUUGCUUCUUUCUUGUGGUGUUCUUUAACACUAAAGACACUUGUGCUGAUAUUCAGGAUAUGUACUACUGGAAAACACCUGAAUUUGAAAAUCAACCCCUAAAAGACGACGACUACAUCGGGCCUUACCCCUACUAUAUACGCUCCAAUGUGGACGUUCUGGGAUCUGGCUACCAUGCCCAGAGUGGAUUAAUGAUUGUAACCAUUGGACGACUUAGGGAAGGAGUUCCAACAACCCUCAAUGCUUUCUGCACUUCAGACUACCCUCCUGGCACGAGUCCACACCUUUGGGCUUUUCCAGACUACAAAUCCAACACCCUCCUACCCUCGGACUACAGCACAAAUGUUCACCAAGGACGUAAAUUGGACCCAGAACCUACAUCCGAUGAAUUGAGACACAAGAAUCCCUACAACAACAACUACUACAUAAAAUCCGAUUUACGCUUAAUCUCCGUCUACCAUGCAAGCAUUGACAAUAAGUGCAACAGACUCUACGUCAUAGACACGGGAACAAUGAGAACGAAUGACAAUGUGAGGUAUUGGAUUCAGAAGCCAGCUCUUGUUGUCUUCGAUCUACCCCCAGAUGGAUGUACUACACGGAAAUUCCCCAUAAUCCGAAGGGUUGAACUACCCGAGAGUGUCUGGAGGGACCCCCUGGGAUUCGACUACGCCUCAAUUGAUCAUCAAAUUAAGGGUGGAUGCGAUGAUAUAUUCAUUUACUUCGAUAACAUCUUCGACAACUCCAUCGUGGUGUAUGACUAUGUGAAGAAUGAUUUCUGGAUGUUGGCCAAUCACACGUCAUUCCUCCCGGUUCCCGAUGAAUCCUACAUCUUGGACAAGUACCAACUGAACUAUGGCGUCAUGAAUAUUGCUCUUGGGUGGCCCGAUAAGAAGGGCAACCGUAUUGCCUACUACGCCCCUGGUGCGAGCACCGCUGAGUAUGCUGUUACGACAAAAACCCUAAAAGGGAAACGCAAAACUCAGUCUAACUUUGGAAGUGAAUUCCGGCUGAUAGGCUACCAUGGGUGCAAGGGAAGUAUCCAUAGGCAAUUCUUCGAUCUCAGCUGCGGCGUCAUGUUCUUCGCUCACAUGGCAUCAGGCGAGAUAGCGUGCUGGAAUGUUGGGAAUCCCUUCAAUCCCAACUACCUCCACACAAUCAUAAAGCCAGAUCCAUUUGAGGUCUUCUCAGACGUCUACGUGGACGCUGAAGGCUACCUCUGGAUGCAUUCCUGCUCAAUUUACAUUGUUCUCGGAUCUAGUGAUCCACUGGAUAUCACCAAAGUUAAUUCAAGACUCCGAAAGGUUAGAGUUCAAGAUGCAAUCAGGGGUACUGUUUGUGACACCUACGGUGGGCUACCUGAUGAGAUUGCCUGGAAUUAUUUGGAUGAUCAGUAAGUUGUGAAGAUAGAUUACUACUGGAGUAGUAAAAAUAACGUUUUAAGGGAAAUUUUGGAAAAAUGGAUAAAAAAUGAUGAAAAUUGCAAACUUUUCAUGCUUCAGCGACGGUUAUUUAACGAUUUAUGUUUGAAUUUUUUAGAUUAGAUUUCAUUUAGGUUUGAAUUUAAAUGAUAAACUUAAAGCUUUUUCAAUGAUUACCUAUCUUGGUUAAGGAAUUAACCAGAAAGAAACUUUUUUCAUGUCUCAGCGACGGUUAUAUAACUAUUUAGGUUUGAAUUUUUUAGAUUUUAGAUUAGAUUUCAUUUAGGUUUGAAUUUAAAUGUUAAACUUAAAGCGUUUUCUAUAAUUACCUAAAUUGGUUAAUGCAUGAAUUAACCAGAAAGAAAUUUUAAUGCAGUAAGGAGUCCUAAAACAGUUAAACCGGUUCAAUUUCAAUUAAAUAAAUAAAUUAAAUUCCUUAAGCUCAAUAUGUAAACUCUUCAUGGAAACAGAUUGAAAUAAAUUUUUGAAAAUAAAUUAAAAUUAAAACGUG
Messenger RNA from Lutzomyia longipalpis, 2208 nucleotides. Its product is annotated as L-dopachrome tautomerase yellow-f-like. The transcript has 3 exons. NCBI's taxonomy places the organism in Eukaryota, Metazoa, Arthropoda, Insecta, Diptera, Psychodidae. The record is from RefSeq and is a predicted model, not a curated record. Bases 261 to 1673 code for a protein of 470 amino acids. Gene Ontology annotation, cellular component: extracellular region.